UUCAAAUUUAGCAGCGCUAACAAUAACGCUUUAUGAAAACGGCGCCAUCUAUCCAUUUACAGCAACAAACAUUGACCACCAUUAACGCUGCUCUGGUGAUGCAUCACAUCCAACAAAAAGGUAACAUGGCUGCGGAAUUAUUUGCAAAAUAUUCGUGCACAAAUUGCCAGGAGGAAAUUUUAGGAGUAACCGUUCAUUGUUCAGAAUGUGAAGAUUUCUCGCUGUGUCUGCAGUGUUUUGCGGCUGGAGCAGAAAUCGGACCGCACAAAAAUGACCACAGCUAUCAAUUCACGGAUACAAAUCUGGCGACCACAGUGUCUCGAGGGAAAAACGUAUGGAGUCCUAGGGAAAAGCUUCGCCUGUUAGAUGCCAUUGAAAUUUACAGUUUCGGCAACUGGGAAGACAUCAGUAAACACAUCGAAACCCGUAGCGCCGAAGACUCGAAGGAGGAGUACAUCAACAAAUACUUGAACGGUGCCAUCGGUCGCCAUACGUGGUUACCGGCCACCGAACAUCGGCCACAACUGGUCGAUCACACGGUCGACGAUAAAGGUCCAUUGAGCCAGCUACUUACCCAAAGACUACCGCCAUUAGACGUAACACCGAAAGAAGCAGCCGAAUUGCAGUACAUGCCGAAUCGAAACGAUUUCGAACGGGAAUACGAUCCAUCGGCCGAACAAUUAGUAUCAACACUCUCCAUUUGUCCUGACGACGAUGAGGCGGACAUUGCCAUCAAAUUGGCACAGGUUGACAUUUAUGUGCGUCGGUUGCGUGAGAGAACGCGACGGAAACGGCUGGUGCGUGACUACCAAUUGAUUUUCAAUUUUUUCCGCGGCAAUUUAAGGCGAAAACAGUCCAAAGACCAACGGGAAUUUCGCGAUCGGUUUCGGGUGUUUGCACAGUUUUUCACUGCUAUGGAAUUCGACCGACGAAUCGGAUCGUUUGAACGGGAAAAAGCUUUAAGGGUUCGAUUAUCGGAGCUGUGCCGGUAUCGUUGGAAUGGGUUACAACGUCUGGAGGAGUGCGUUCAUUUCGAGCAACAUGCUGCAUCAAUACAUAAGAAUACCGGUCCGUACGGUUUGCAAGGACGAACGCUUGCAUGUAUAAUUGGACCGAAUGGUCAACGUAUGCCCGGAUGUAUAAGACAAUGUUUAACAGGACAACCGAGUCAAUGGCGAACGGCACCAGUCGUCUACGCUCUCUCAUCAAAAAAAGGGCGGAGAAAGCGAAAGAACCGCAAACUCAAAUUUCACCGGCCAAAAAUUCACGCACCACAUCGCCGACCCGGUCUACUCAGACGCCUCAUCGCUCAACAAAAACUCCUCGGAUAGCUAUCAGUUGCUGGUGCCACAACAAUCACCAGCAAACAACAACAACAACGUCGAUCCUCCUCAACAGCCCGGCGUAAAUCUACUGUCGUCAAAUGAGAUUCAGCUCUGUUCUAAAUUAAAUUUACCGGCGACGCGUUAUAUUACCCUGAAAACAGUCCUAUUAAGCGGUGCUCAAUGCCAAAUUAAUUCGGCCGCCGAAAAUUGCAUUAAAAAAUACUUAAUCCAGUCCGGAUGGCUGCAACAGACGAGCACCGGUUGCGUUUAACAUUUAGUUUCCAUUUUAAUUUCAUGUUGUCGAAUGACAAGAAGAUUUCAAUUAUUUUGCAUUUUUAUGAUUUUAAGUGGGGUGGGAUGGGACCUACAUUCUGAAAGAUUGAGAGUAGAGAUCGGGCAAAGUACGUUGAAAACGCUUACCCCUUAUGUGUGUAUAUGUUUCGCGUGGAUUAGAUGUUGAUUGACUUUUAUAUAACAAAAAACGUGAUAAAAUGGUUUUUCUUUGUUGUGCAGUUUCGGUUGAUGAAUUAUUGCAGUUUGGAUCUUAUUCGAUUGUAACGUUAAAAAUGAAUUAAAGGCACUAGAGAUCGACCACAACACAACGGUUUUGAUUCUUCAGGUCAAGCGAACAAGAAACGAUUCCUAUUUACUUGACUUACAACAAGAAGAGCCCACAGUGUCUCAGUGGUAGUGUUGUACUAGCACUAUCGCGAUACUAGCUGGUAAUUUUCGGCCACAAUUCGGAAAAAAUAUUUUAUGGCCGUUGUGAUGUGAGAAUUCACAUCUGUUUGUUGCAAUACAAAAAGUGCUGAUAAUAUGCGAAGUUACGAUCGAAUAAGAUCGAGUUCUGUCCCUCAAUUUUUUUGACGAAAAUUGUUACAAAAUGUCUUGAUAACCUUAUCUAAUCAGGUGCUCAUCUGUUAUCGACCACUAUGACAAUUAAUAAGCAACAAGCUGACUGUUGUCUUUUGUAGCAAAAUUUAUGUUAAAAUGAAUGAAGUCCAAGAAUUUGUAGCCAACUAUUUGUAGAUAUUGUUUGAAUUGAACAUUGGAAGUAACAGAUUUGACUGAUUUUAUGGAUGUGCUUGCCAUUUCUUAACGGUUUGCUAUAUCAAGUAAAGGCCCGAAAAUUCAAUGUGGAUUCAAUGUGGAUACUAGACCAGUCAUCGGUUAGUCCCACGAAUGGUUUUUAAGAGGAGAAGAUUUUUUUGUAAAAGCUGUCGGGAGUGAGACAACACCAGACAAAUAAAGAAACAAUUUUCGUUGAAUAAAAUUUCUUUUUGCAUUUUGUUGGUGACUAAGUAAGUUUCGGGACAAAAAAACGUCUCUUCCUUGUGGUUGUUUGUCCGGGAAAAACAUUUGUUUUUCAGACUUUCGAUUAGUAGACCUUUUCCCUGCAAGAGAUUAGUAACAUGACUGACUCCUUUACGAUUUGUUUUUUUUUUUAUAAUUUAGACAUCGGAGAGUUUUUACCUUUAAGUUAUUUACAUAACAACAGAAUCUAAGAAAAAACCGCUAAAUUUCAACCAACAUCGAUUUGAAUGUGACAAAUUAUAAAUGUUUUAAAAGAGAAAAUAUUAAUAGCAAAAGUAGAUAGAAUUUCUGAAUGUCAUUAGAAGUGGAACAAAUUGAAAAUUAAAAUAAAAAAAAAAUUGAAAAUUAAAAUUUGCAAUGAGCAUAAUCCGCCAAUACCACUUUGGUGGACACACAAUUUAUUCUGAAAUUAAAUGCAAGUGAUUUUAGGUGUACAUUUUCAGAGGCUGUAGUCAAUCGGUCGAUUUGAUU
Bradysia coprophila is the source of this 3110-nucleotide messenger RNA. RefSeq names its product Transcriptional adapter 2B (gene Ada2b). NCBI's taxonomy places the organism in Eukaryota, Metazoa, Arthropoda, Insecta, Diptera, Sciaridae. Gene Ontology annotation, molecular function: transcription coactivator activity; zinc ion binding; chromatin binding. Gene Ontology annotation, cellular component: SAGA-type complex; nucleus. Gene Ontology annotation, biological process: regulation of transcription by RNA polymerase II; chromatin remodeling. The record is from RefSeq and is a predicted model, not a curated record.